Molecule: messenger RNA, 453 nt
Organism: Suillus fuscotomentosus
Lineage: Eukaryota; Fungi; Basidiomycota; Agaricomycetes; Boletales; Suillaceae
Exons: 3
Coding region: 1-453 (150 amino acids)
Source: RefSeq, a predicted model, not a curated record
AUGCGAGCGACAUCUACUUGUGCUUAUAUUCUUGACCAGUCUACCGCAUCAGGUAAUGCACCGAGGCCGAAAGGCAAACGAGCCAUGGAUUCAUUUCUCGAAGAGAUCAAGAGGCAGCAGGCCAUGCGAGAGGCCAGGUAUUCCUAUUCUUCCUAUGGGCGCUCAACUGUGUUGCAUUUCAAUUAUGAAGGACAGAGUGGUAGCAAGGACAGCGGUGAUCCUGAGGUGAGGGUGAAUACCUUUGCUUUUCUUCGUUUUCAGAUGGUUUCUUUCGCAGACUUCCAACCUUUUGUGGCCAAUUUACCCUCCAAUGUUACCGAGCAAUCUCUUGGGUACUCUCCACAAAUCGAUGAUAUUCAGGUCGAUUUCCCCGUGCAGGUUUCAAAUCAUCGGCCCAUAGAUGAAACUCGUGAUGGGCAAGAACUGGUGUUGAUGUCUGGUAGCCACUGGUAG